Anneissia japonica is the source of this 3167-nucleotide messenger RNA. Its product is annotated as sugar transporter SWEET1-like. NCBI's taxonomy places the organism in Eukaryota, Metazoa, Echinodermata, Crinoidea, Comatulida, Comatulidae. Gene Ontology annotation, biological process: carbohydrate transport. The coding region runs from base 212 to 784 and encodes 190 amino acids. The transcript is spliced from 7 exons. Gene Ontology annotation, cellular component: membrane. Gene Ontology annotation, molecular function: sugar transmembrane transporter activity. The record is from RefSeq and is a predicted model, not a curated record.
UUUUUCAGUCAUACUUGAAGCAAUGGAAUGGAUCAACCUUUUAUCUUGGCUUUGUAUCAUUGUUACUGUCGGAAGCUUUAGUGCAGGAAUAGUCCUUACACACCAGAACCAACAAACAACAGGCCACUACUGUAGCACUACCAGUUACCACCAGAACUAAAACAAACUACCAGUUUCAGUGUUUGCACCCUGCAGUUAGUGUUAACUCUAAAUGUUAAACCCUCCAUGCCGUCAAAUGCUGCAACAUGGGACCACUAGGAACAUCUCAUUUAUGCCAUUCAUCAAUGGUGCUGUCAUAAAUAUAGCUAUCUUCUGCUACGGUUAUUUGAAAGAUGACUUUACGGUGAUAGUUGUGAAUUCCAUCGGCAGCGUCAUCCACAUCUUCUAUGUUUUGCUUUAUAAUGUAUAUAGUCAUCAAAAGGAAGAUACAUACAAGAAAACGACGAUUGGAUUUGCUGUAUUAUUUACGUUAUACAUGUAUCUACAGCUGGUAGUUGUUGAACAAGAGGCAAUAAUCGAAACACUCGGAAUGUUUACACUAGUUCUAUUGAUGGCAGGUUACAUUGCACCACUGCUGUCUUUGGUGGAUGUAGUAAAAAAGAAGUCAAGCCAUGGUAUACCUCUAUCUUUCACAGCUGCAAUGAUGAUAACAUCAGUUCUGUGGCUUCUGUACGGCUAUGCAAUUAAUGACAUGUACAUAUUGGUCCCUAGUUUUACUGGAAUGUUCACAAGUCUGCUACAGAUUGUUUUUGUGUUGCUUUACCCACCAAAGAAAUUGGAUUAAAAGAUUGCGAACAAGUAAAUCCAUCCACUAGAGUACCCGUACUAGACUAUGCAAUACUCUGAACAUAUGCACCAGUUGACUGUGCUGUUACUUUAAUUUAUUUUUAAAUGGAUUUUCAAAAUAGAAAUUUAUGAAUGAAUUGUUAUAAUUGAGUAUAUGAAUAUAUUUUAUAUCAAGUAAUUAUUUGAAUAAUUUAAUAUGUGGUUUGUUGAGUUUUAAUAAUCAGUUUAUCUCUUCCAUUAAUGUAUUAUAAUGUGAUUUUCAAAAUGUAAUUUUAUGAAUGAUAAUUAGAUUUUAAUUUGUUAUGUAGUUUGCAAUUAAUGAAUUGAUUUACCAAUUGAUUGAUGGACAAUGAUAAGCAUAAAAGAAUCAGUCCAUGUUCUCCAUUUCUUCUAACAGUUAUCUUGAAAUUCUCUUCUUAUUCUUCAUGUUCUCCCAUGCUUUUUUUAGUUAGAUAUAUCCAACACCAAGCACAUUCACCAACAUAGUCAUCUACUGGAUUUGAACCAGGAAUGUUGAAUUUGGAAGGCAAGCAUCUUGCCAACCAAGCGGCAGUUCCACUACAAUAUCAUAUUUUUUACACAUUUCUUUCUACUCCAAUAUUUUUUUCCUUCCCUAAAUUGAUACUGGAUGAAGUUACAGUCCAUCACUGUAUCUUCUUAGUAUCAUUUCUGUUAUGCACCAUGAGCUUCAUAUUUAGCAGAUAUCAUGCUAUCAUUUAUGUAUUUUUUUUCCUACUUGGAAUUCAACAGCAUGAUUUGCGAUGAUAUGUUAUGCCAUGUAACAUGCAACUGUUGGAGAACUUUAUAUAAUUCAAUAUAAUCAUGCUUAUUGCAUUUAUUUCCAAAUUUUUGCAGAUCGAUACUCCCUACCUUCCGUACAUUUAUCAUAUCUAUAGUAAAUUCCUUAAAGUAGGACAGGUAGAAUUUCUGCUCACUACAACGCAGUGAUUCAUUUCGCUUGGACUUACUUUUUUAUCUCUGUAUUUUAAUGUGUAUUCAGGCAGUAAGUACUUGAUUUCUUCCGGCAGUAACUUGUUUAACCAAUACUUAGCCAGUUGUUGAUUUUUCUUUUAACUUUGCAAUGUUGUGUGGAUUGGGACUUUAUCUAUUCCCAGGAAUGGUGUGCAUUAAGUGCUGACAUAUAAAUAUAGCCACUCAUAAAUUGGACUUAUUUUGCGCUUUCUUUACAAUCCCUGUCAAUCAGACGAUGAGCUCACAGAUACGUGGUCAGGAUUUAAGCUAUCUUUGUGAGUCUACUGAGUGGAAUUCAUUAAACAGACAGCAGAUAGAUCUUUACUAGUCUUUGAGGAAUGAUGUAAUAAAACAGAUCUACAUUGUCAAACUUUGUAAACUCGGUUACUGGCAGAUUUUAGCAUCAAAUUUGAGGUUAUUGUUACUAUUAUUAUUUAGUAAUUUUAAUAAUAUUAUUUCCAAUCUGUGUUUACCUCUGAAAAAUGUGAUGUUUUGUCCUACCUGAAGUGUUAUCAUACUGAAUACUCAGUUUGAUCCCAUAUACUAGCAAAAGCAAAUUUUAAGUGAUUUGGGUUGUAAUCAAACCCACUACCUCCAGAUAACUAACCUGGUGUCACUACCACUGGACCACCAAGCUUGUGCUUGGUAAUAUUACUAUCAUUAUUAUUAAUAUUUCUCUUACUAUUAUUAUAUUUAUCAAUAAUUAUAUUAUUAUCCUAGCGGAUCUAUUCAUGGGAACCAACGAAAAACUAUGGCUCUCUGAUCCCAAGUGUCCACACUUUCUACAUUAUCGUAGGUAUGUGGAUGAUACAUUUUGUGUUUUUAAUAACCAAAGUGACGCCACUGAGUUUUUCGAAUUUAUCAACUCCAGACACCCCAAUAUAAGUUUCACGAUGGAAAAUGAAAAUUGUAAUAAACUAAGUUUUUUAGACGUUCUUAUACAAAGAAAAUGAUGGCAAAGUUAAAACAACGAUAUUCAGAAAAAGUACUUUCACUGGUCUCCUUUUGGCAUUUUGUAGUUUCUGUCCACAAACUUAUAAGCUGAGACUAAUCGAAACACUUAUUGACAGAAUUUAUAAAAUCAAUAAUAGUUGGAAGGGCUUCCAUGAUGAUUUGAUGAAUCUAAAAGGCAUACUAUUAAGAAAUGGUUACCCCUCAUAUGUCAUUGAUAAAAUUUGUAAACAAUACAUUGAUAAUAGUGUAACUAACUACACUAAAUCAAAGGUUAAUGAUGAUGCUCACAAAGUCAUGUAUUUCAAACUUCCAUUUAUUGGUAAAUAUUCUAAUGAUAUUUAAUACAAGAUACAAAAUAUUGUAACUAAACAUUGCACCGGAUUGAAAUUAAACAUUGUUUUCACCACUACAAAAAUAAAAAACAUGUUCAGUAUCAAGGACGCAAUCCCUAGUAA